This is a messenger RNA of Lycium barbarum (goji berry), 857 nucleotides long. RefSeq lists its product as uncharacterized. The annotation marks the transcript as partial. The record is from RefSeq and is a predicted model, not a curated record. The transcript is spliced from 2 exons. NCBI's taxonomy places the organism in Eukaryota, Viridiplantae, Streptophyta, Magnoliopsida, Solanales, Solanaceae.
CCCGGUUCACAUUUCGGGUCCAAAAGUAGUUUUAUCAUCUCAGUCUCAUCCACACACACGUUAUCAGCCACAACAAUGGCUCUCACAGGAAACCGAAUUCUCUGCAACAGCCAAUUCAAUCUUAACCGUCCAUUCUUACUUCCAUCAACUACUACUUCUUGGUCUCAGGGUCGAAGAAGUAAAUUCACAGUGUUAGCUGCAAAGAAGUUUACUUCAGGGAAGAACAAGAGAAGUAGUUCGAUUUCAACUAAAGAAGCAGUAAAAGAAGAAGAUGAAGAAGAGUUUCAAAAGAUUAAUAUUAGUAUUGGUAGUGAAGAUGGUGGUGGUGCAAGUGUGAUGAUUGAUGAUGGUUUUGUGAUGCCACAGCUUCCUGGUUUGGAAACUGACUUUUGGGAAGGUCCUCAAUGGGAUGGUUUUGGAUUCUUUGUUCAGUAUAUGUGGGCUUUUGGCGUUCUUUUUUCGCUAAUUGCAUGUGGUAUUGCUGUGGCCACAUAUAACGACGGAGCUACAGAUUUCAAGGCUACUCCUGUGUAUAAGGAAGCAAUUCAAUCACGAGAACUUCUUGAAGAACCAGAGGCUUCUGACUCGGACGUGUUCGAGUCAAAUCCAACUGAGGAGGCACCUAGUUUGGAAUAGAUAAGUUUGCUAAGUUCACUUCUAAAUGAAGAAUACUCUAUCUUCAUAUUGUGAUAAUUAUGGGUAAAACAGAGUUCCAACUAAGCUCAGAUUCGAAAUACCUCUUACAAGCUGGAAUUUAGUCGCUUUCUAUACUUUCUAUCCAUGUGGCAUUGUAGCACAAAAUAUAAAUGGAACUUAGUUCUUUAUUUCAAAUACAAGUUAAAAGAAUGUUCACAGUG